AAGAUGGGAGGGGUGAUAGAGGAUCAGGGUGGGGAGGGCGAAGUCUCGGAUUCCCGGCCGAGAUCUGGGGUCCUGCAGCAGGCUGAGUUUGGAGAGGCUUCCAGAGGAGGCGCGGGGUCGGGCCGCCUCGGGGUGGGGUUUAAGUGCACCAGGAGGGGCCGAGUUGGGUGGGGGGUGGCAGCCCUCGGAGGUUCCAGUUUGCCAAAGGGCGCAGUUUGACUUUUGGCGUGGGGAAGCCUUGGGAAGCGGUCCCGUGCCGCGGGUCGGGGUUUGGGUAAAUGGUAACCGGGAGGUGUGUGUGUGGAGAGACCUUUUUCUUCCCCCUCGGAGAAACUUCAGCGACGGAAGAGUAGAUAAGCUUGGGGUGAAAUAGACGAAGGAGUAGAUAAACUUUGGGAUGACCUAGACGGGAAGAAUAGCUCGGUAGCGCAGCGGGCAAGGCAGGUGCCAUGGCCCUGAUCGAAGGGGUGGGUGAUGAGGUGACCAUCCUUUUCGCGGUGCUUGCCUGCCUUCUGGUGCUGGCUCUCGCCUGGGUCUCAACACACACUGCCGAGGGCGCUGAUCCACUGCCCCAGCCUUCAGCACCGACACAGCCCAGCGAAGCCAUGGCGGUCACCGACAGCAUCAGAGGGGAGGCCCCAGGAGCUGAGACCCCCAGCCUGAGACACAGAGGUCAGGCUGCACAGCCAGAACCUGGCGUGGGGCUCCCAGCAACACCGCCACCUACAGACUCCCCCCAGGAGCCCCUAGUACUUCGGCUGAAAUUCCUCAACGAUUCAGAGCAGGUGGCCAGGGCCUGGCCCCAUGACACCAUUGGCUCCCUGAAAAGGACCCAAUUUCCUGGCCGGGAACAGCACGUGCGAUUCAUCUACCAAGGGCAACUGUUAGGAGACGACACCCAGACCCUGGGCAGCCUUCACCUCCCUCCCAACUGUGUUCUCCACUGCCACGUGUCCACUCGGGUGGGUUCCUCACACCCACCGUGCCCACCGGGGUCAGAGCCAGGCCCCUCCGGGCUGGAAGUAGGCAGCCUGCUGCUGCCCCUGCUGCUUCUGCUGCUGCUGCUGCUCUGGUACUGCCAGAUCCAGUACCGGCCCUUCUUUCCCCUGACCGCCACUCUGGGUCUGGCCGGCUUCACCCUGCUCCUCAGUCUCCUGGCCUUUGCCAUGUACCGCCAGUAGUGCCUCCACGGGCUCUUGGCAGUGUUGCUGGCCCCUCCGGACCUUGCUCCCCACGACACGGUGGGAGUUGCUGUCUGCCCAGGCCUGCCUCUCCGACCUGCCUCUUCCCACUACCCUGGAGCCCAGCCCUGCGCCGCAGAGCACUCCGGGGGCCAGCGGAGGCCCCUCCCUGCGACCUCCACGGCUCUGGGCCGCCCCCCGGGGCAGCUGGCCCUCAGCGCCCACCAACAGUCGGCUCCUCCGGGUCAGACAGCUGCUGUCGCUGCCUGGGCCCUGGGCAGAGCCGGGCCACGCCCCUGGGCCCUUCUUAGUGUUCUGCCUGAGAAUCCAGCCACCUCUAGUCCCUGACAGCUCCUUGGGCUGAUUUAGGGACUCAAAGACUGAGGGGCCAGAGAAGGGGAGCUGGGAGGGGUGGAGGGGGUUCUCUGGAACAUGUGCAGAUUAAAUAACUGUGAAGUUUUCA
Messenger RNA from Orcinus orca (killer whale), 1644 nucleotides. It is a transcript of the gene TMUB1, whose product is annotated as transmembrane and ubiquitin like domain containing 1. Gene Ontology annotation, molecular function: protein binding. The transcript is spliced from 3 exons. The coding region runs from base 450 to 1181 and encodes 243 amino acids. NCBI's taxonomy places the organism in Eukaryota, Metazoa, Chordata, Mammalia, Artiodactyla, Delphinidae. The record is from RefSeq and is a predicted model, not a curated record.